GUUCGCCCCGUCACUGUGCGUCAAGAUAUGUUCCGACGCAGGGUGCAGCUGUGGCAAGCUGUCGGCCUCGACUUAAGUUGCCGUAUCCGGAGUGCAAGGAUGAGGGCUUCGUGGAUGUGUACACCACAAGUCCGGAUUCUGUUGUUGCUUUCGCGCAAUUUACCUCGCAGGAGAAGGUGCAGAAGUUUGUACGUGCCCAGAAAAGACAUGAGGGCAUGCGACAACACAAACUUUGGGCAGCUGAAAACAAGUCCGCUUCCGAAAGAAAGCGGGGAAAGAUUCUGAGCAAAAUCAAAAAGUUUUCCAUUGAGUUGGACAACAUCGAGCCUCGUAAUGUCUGGGUGAACUAUCGAAGCUACAAGGUUUCCGUCCGACAUGGUGGGCAGCUUGUUCACGCAGCAUUCGUGGCAGAAGAUGGUGUUGUUGAAUGGUCAGCUCCAAAUUGCCCAAUGAGCCAGCAAGUUCGUGAUGCCAUCGCUGAUUUUACAGAGGACUUGGAGUAG
This is a messenger RNA of Symbiodinium pilosum, 503 nucleotides long. The record is from the annotation of a GenBank genome assembly. NCBI's taxonomy places the organism in Eukaryota, Dinophyceae, Suessiales, Symbiodiniaceae.